Hermetia illucens (black soldier fly) is the source of this 3561-nucleotide messenger RNA. RefSeq lists its product as uncharacterized. The record is from RefSeq and is a predicted model, not a curated record. The transcript is spliced from 9 exons. Bases 655 to 3288 code for a protein of 877 amino acids. NCBI's taxonomy places the organism in Eukaryota, Metazoa, Arthropoda, Insecta, Diptera, Stratiomyidae.
UUAAAUAUGGUGGCGAAAAGAAAGCAAUAAAAAGUUAAAAAGGCAUAACUUUUGAAAAACUUUUUCCGUUUUUUCUUUUCUUCUCCUCUGUUAUCUUUUUUAUCUCCAUAUUUUUUUUGACCUAUCUUGACAGACGCUAAAAAUUACUAACUUACCAUAUUUUUUACGAGUGCAUAAGUGGACAGAGCCCUUUGAUCCGAAGUCUUAAAGAAGGUAUGGACGUACUCCACAGGAAUCAAUAACGCGUAGUGCAACUUUGGCGAUUAAUAUUGAAUCUUCAUUAUUUGCAAAAUUGUCAAAACUAUCUUUCUUUGGAGAGGAAUAAUUAAUGAAAAUUUUCGGAAAUAUUUGAAUGCGUUAUUCCCUACUAAACCAAGAAAAGUUCAUAAUGACUCCCUCGUUUGUUACAGUGCCUAAUAAUUUGAAUGAAAGUGUUUCCCUAUCAAGCUAAAUUUAAGGAUAAUUGAAAAAUUGGAAGUUGCUCUUAUUGUACACUUGUAUGCCUCAAGUGCCAUAGUUCUAGAAGAAACCAACCCUCGAUAAUUAUAACAAAAGUCAACCAUCAAAAAUACCAAAAAGCUCAGGUGAGCCGAAAAGGAAGAAGCAGUGAAAUAAUUGUGAAGUUAAGUUGAAAUAAAAUAAGAAUAAGUUAAAAUGCGACCCAAGUCCCCGGAAGUUUCAAAAAAGGGCGAAAAAUCCCUGUGGGAUGCUGCAAAAAUAUUCCAAAAUGUUUCGCCAUUGACUUCCCCCAGUAGUUCGAGAGCAAGCAACUCGAAGAAGAGGGAGAAAUGCAUUCGAAGACACCCCAUUAGAUUUAUGGACAUAAAUGUCAUUGGGAACUGGACGCUGAAGAAUAUCGCAAUGGCUGGGAAGUUGCUGAGGAAGCCUCCAAUCCCGGUUCAAUUCUACGACGAAGAUGAAAUGAGGAAGGUCUAUUCUCUGAUUUAUGAUGUAUUUCGAUAUAAAAACGUGCUAAGUGAAGCUCUGACAGAUAUCGGAUUUUUCGCUCUCUAUCCACAGCUCAAAAAUGAUCAGAGCAGAGUUUGGCUUCUGUUGUUUGAAUUAUACGUCCGUCAUUUUUUAAAACGACAUCCUGACGAAACAGACUUGCAAGAUCUAAUUUAUCGUGAAGCUGAUCUUGAAGAUAUAGCUAACCACCUAUGGGAACAUAGAGUCAGAUUGGCUGCUGCCAUAUCUCGAUUACGUAUCAAAAAUGGUGCUCUUCAACUCUCGCAACUUCUGCCAGCUCACUUGAAGGAUGAAAAGGUAUCGCUAGCUGUAACGAAUCCUGUUGUCUCAGGAUGGAUUAAUCCAUUUAAAAUGAAAGACAUAUCCAUGGCUGCUGCUAUGCUAGAAAAAUUAGGCCUCACGGAGGCUUUAGCGGAUGAAGAUGGUGUUGAACAGCCGCUUCAACAAUGCCAGUAUAAGUGGGAUAAGCUGUGUCCCUUAUUUAUAUCGUGUAUCCCCCGCGAUCGAAGUAAAUUUUCACAGUCAGAGAUGGUGAAGAAGAACUUUUUCAUCUUGCAGGACAAGGCAUUCUCAGUAGCUCCUGCAAUAUUAUCGCGACUACUCGAUUAUUUCGAACUUGAGGGGGAUGUCGUUCAAACACAUGUGUCUUCACCACGGUCAACAGCCUAUUUGGCGGCUCUCUUUUAUUCAGUGAAUCGAAUAAAUAACUUUUUGGCCUUUGGCGCAGGAAAUAAACUUAAUGAUUACAAGAACUUCAUGAAGUCUCUUGGAAUCAGUAACGUUCGUUUGUUCUCAGAAAGUUUUUGCAAAAUUCCAAUGGAAUCCGAAGUCUUAGACUUGGUUGUAGGGAUAUUCGCCACUCCCCCAAAUUCAUUCAGUGGAAUCGCCGAUCCCAUUGAUCUCAUUUGUAGUCGAGGAGGUGAUUUGAAUAUGUUGGAAGCCCUCACUGAAUCGAAAAUUAGCCUCGAUGGAAAGAAACGCAUCGUUCAAUUGCUAGAUGAACAAAAAGAGACUUUGCGAUUGGCUUUGUCACGCCCCCAUGUUCAAUUUGUUCUGUAUGAGACAUACUCGAUAGUGGGGUCGGAAAACCAGGACAUGGUCCAAAAAGCCGUCGAAGAUAUAAACCAAAGGACUUUUGAACGGCAUUUGCAUAUUCACAACGAGAAGAAAAAGUUAGAGGCGCUAGAUCAUUUCGAAAAGGCUAAUAAUCGGACAACUAGCUCGCCCCAGGCAUCGCCCAAACGACAACCAAUCUCAGCAGAGCGAAAGACACGGGAGAGCAUUCCAAAAACUAUGAAAAAUACUUUGAACCGAAAGCAGAAGUUCGCUUCUCGCCGAUCUCAAUUGAGUAGUUCAGGCAGUUCGAAUAUUUCAAGCACAUCGAAUCUAAAUUCACCAAGUUCAUCCAAACUAAGCGAAGCAGAUACUGUUAGCAUCCCCGAUAACGAGCAAUUCGUUGUUGGUGAGGUGCCAGAGUUCUGUUUGAAUGAGGAAAAGUGUGUCAAGUUUAACUCUCUCGGCUGUUAUGUAUCUCUGCUGCAUCGAAAGCAAAUAUCUAAAUUGGACGAAAAACGUUUAAUGAAAAUAGCAGAGAAUAAAAGAUUAACAGGACAUUCGGAUCGGAAAAGAUUUUUCAGAAUAAAAUCUUCAAAGUUGGAUGAAAAGGAAGAUGUAAAAGGUAAAGACGAUAACUCAAAAUCUUUACGGUCGAAGAAAGCUGUAGCAUCCUUGAUAGAAAGGCUAAAUCGCCCAACCCAUGCAAGUAUGAAUCGAUCGACUGCCCAGAAUACGCUCCCAGCCAAUAGAAGGCAACAUUCUUCGCAUGAUCUUAUGAGAGCAACCUGUACCAGGCACAACCACCACCAUACGGAUGAAUACAACUCCCAAGGUGGUUCAAGUGCUUAUAUGUCUGCCCUACGCUUGGACCCCCGUGCUAAACGAUGGUGGCAGGAGACAGCUCACUACAUCAACAAUCUACGAUUACUGGAAAGGAGGAAACGCAGAUACAAGCUACAGCACGGAAACGACACAUCCUUGCAGCCACUCCAACUUUCAUACAUCGACAAUCGAAACAGUAACAUUCAAAGAGAUAGCAGUCGUCUCAGGGGCGGCAUGAUCAGUAACACGAAACCAUGUCCUGUGACAGUUAAUCAUUUGGAGUUCAAAGGUUUGGAAGUACUUGAAAAUGGUCAUAUGAGCUUCUUCAACCAACCCACGAAAAAGAGUCCUUCCUUUCAAAUAGCACAUCGACCAAUUAUAAGUCGCAAGCCCCUGGGACGCUACCUGCUCAAGGACAGCCAACUAGUCUUGAGCUAUUGAUUAAGGCUUUUUUACAUACGCUACUUACUUUCAACUUAGAUUGCUUAAAUUCUUUAGAUUUAUCGAACCAAUUGAUCCAAAGUGUAAUUUUUGAAAGGUUCUAAAAUAUUUUGGUUAGAUCCUUAGCACAGACAGAUAUAAAUUGUAAAAAUGCCCUUUUUUGAAUUCGGAUGUAGGAUUUGGAAUGAUGAAGUGAAAAUUAUGCUAUAAUUUAAUAACACUUGCUCAAGAUUUGUUUAAAAUAUAAAUGCAAUAAAUUAUAACUAAUCAAUA